AUGAUCACCACUGCGGUCAACGGCGCUACCCGCCUCACUAUUGCCUCAUAUCUCUCUGUCGCGUGUUUCAAAGAAGUUGUCUGGGAUUCCACCGUUCAACUUAUACACGGCACGAAGAGCGUGUCCAAUCUUGGCGCCAUUGCAUCAAACAUGUGUAUAUCUCCAGCAAUUCUCGUUUCAGCCUCCAACAAAGCGACUCGCAUAACUCUCAGCGACUUCAACAAGGAACUUGCUCCGAAGCACGACUUGGCUCAGCCCAAUCCACCCUUCACUGGCGACAUCUCUACCCCACCUGCAUCAUCCUCGUUAAAUCCCACGACGACUCGGACGACUUCGUCUCCGAGCAUUGACUCAGACACCAAAGUCAUGGUGACGGAAGCACUCUCCGCGAGCAACCCACCCCCAGGAAUGAAGACUCUCACCCCCGGCGACUCAGAUGGUCCCACUUUGCAGCCGUUUAUUUUACUAGUCGACAACUUACACCAGACGACAUCCGCCAUUCCCAACCUCGCCGCUCAUCUUGGAUCUGCCAGUCCCAUCGAAGAAUUGCCUUGGACGACGAGACCGCAUCUAAAGCCUCCGGAUAUGAAGCGCGCCACCAACAGACUCCUACCUCACCCUGCUACGGCGCUUCUACAUCAAAGGUCGCACCUCAGCAAACAAAAGUAUGGUCCUAGAGCUUCUCGUUUGAUUGCCGUGCGUGACAGCAUCGCGCAUUCACACCUCAAGCAAGACAAUAUUAUGAUUAUCUACGAUGAAAUCCUCGUCGACCGAGCGGCCCUCGUCGACGGCUGGGCCGCUGCCAUGGCGGAGCUGGGUCUCACAUCAAUGCUGUCACCACCAUCGCUUUCGCUUCCGAACACGACCAAUCGAGGACUCUCGGCUACAUAG
Molecule: messenger RNA, 891 nt
Organism: Suillus paluster
Lineage: Eukaryota; Fungi; Basidiomycota; Agaricomycetes; Boletales; Suillaceae
Exons: 5
Coding region: 1-891 (296 amino acids)
Source: RefSeq, a predicted model, not a curated record